UCGGAAAGUUCAGUUCAACGUCGUUCGUUCACGGGGAAGCACUCGUAUCGUGUUAAUAGUCUUUUAAACAAUUUUAUGUACUAAACUUGGUUAUAUUUUAUACAGACAACCACUGAGUAAUUAUAGGUGGGUUAUAGUGGAUUCAUUAACGCAUAUAAGUUAUUCAAAUCAAGGUCUUAAUAAUAAUGGAUGAAGAUGACGACGACGACAAUGAGCUAAAUUGUAUUUAAUUCAUAGGUAAUUGAUAAAUGAAACCCAAAAAAAACAUGAGGAUAAUUUUAGAUAAGUGACUCAUACUGAAAAUUAGAAUCCAUGAUAACUAAGUGGGAUCUUAGGCGAUGGACGUACUUCGGCGUUUUGAUCAUUUUUGCCGAAGUCUUGUUGUGUUUCAGCGAUUUUCAAUAUGAUGACAGUAGUGUGACCAAAUCAUUUAGAAAGAUAAGACAUGACCACAAAUUACAGCAAGAAAAUGAAUCUGUAAUGAAUUUUGAAUUUGAGACAACUAAAGGAUUGGAUUACGAAAAUUAUAGCGAAGAAGACUCGUCCGAUGAAGCGUUCAUUGAAGUGAUUCACGACAUGUAUGACACUCGGAAAGGAAUCGUGCCUCACAUUAUUUAUCAAGUAAGAAUUAACUAUACGACGACUCUAUAUAACUAUACACUGAGCGUAAACGGAAAAUUGGUGGCACGAGGUCAACCGUCUAAUGAUGACCCCAUAACAUUUAACUGGACAGCUACGGCAGCAGAUCAGUCGCACAAAUACCUAGAGUUUCGGUUAGUAUAUAGUACAGUUGUAACAUCUGAGAUUAAUAUAUCAAACAAAAGAUUCCUACUUUUAAAAGACUGUGAACUACAUUUGUUACCUGAAAAAGGCACUUUGUCUUCCAAAGAUCUGCCAUCUUCUCCGACUACACAUGGUAAGUGUGUGCUCAAGUUUCCACAAAAAUAUCAAGCUCGACUUAUAGUUGACCUUGUCAAGUUAAACAUGCCAUGUAAACAUAGUCAUCUACAGUUAUCCGGUCACAAAGUUGUAUGUGGAAAAUUAGAAGAUCUACAUGAAUCUGAUCGACAUUAUGUUUUUAACGUGGAUGAACUUUCAUCGGUAACCAUUACUGGUUGGAGGUUUACCUUUACGUUAAUAUAUAAGUAUGCUGCUAGUUGUUUUGAUAACGAAGUAUCGCAACAAAAUGGUACAAUAGUAUUUGUCGCUGGUUUCGAAUGCCGUUAUAAAAUCAUUCAACCUUACGGUUAUCGAAUUCGAUUGCUCAUUAACUCUAUACCUUAUGGUCAUGUCGAUAGCUCAGUAGAUGACGUAGAUGAAGCGAAAUCAUUAUCAAUUAAUACGACUCCUCUUCAACAAUAUACUACAUCUACAUGCUCUGGAAUUUUGUUUUGGUUGACUGAUGGUCCAAUUCGAUGGUCCCAUUGUGCUUCAACUGAUAGUCCUAAAAAACAUAUGUCUAUGUUAUCUAAUGCCAAUAUAGUUUUAAUGGAGUCGUCAUCAGUGUCAUUACGGGUACCAACACUUAAAGUAACCUAUAAAGCAGAACCUAUAAACGAAAUCGUAAAACAGUGUCCAUAUGGAUCUGUUUCACUUAAAUCUAGUCAAUGCUUGACUAUUAUUAAUGAAAUGCAAAAUUGGAAUGAUGCUGAAGAUUUUUGUAUAGAAAAUGGCGGUCAUUUGGUCAGUAUCGAUAGUCAUCAGACUCAAUUACUUAUUGAUACCAUUCUAAUAAACAGUCCUGGCUAUAAUGAUAAUGCUGCAUAUUGGAUAGGAGCAACAGAUAUUAACAAUGAAGGAUUUUUCCAAUGGACAGAUUCAUCUCCAUUUACCUUUUCCAAUUGGUACCAAGGUCAUGUCCACCCAUCUCAAGUUGGGUCAAACUCUAAACAGCCUAAUGAUGAUGGACUUAGUCAGCAAGAUUGUAUAGAACUACGACAAGUUUAUGGUUCUCAAAACAGACUUUUUAAAUAUUUCAUACGUAAUUCAUCGUAUACGUGGAACGAUAGAGACUGCACAGUGAGGAAUCGAUUUUUAUGUCAAAUACAACAACAUACUCUUACUAAUAUUUAUGAUUCAGACGAUAACAGCUGUAAUUCGACAAUAAAAUUGACGAAUGAAAUGAGGUUUGUGACCAUUUCGAGUCCAGGAUUUCCACAACCAUAUCCGGAUAACUUAGACUGUACCAUUAAAUUGGAAGUACCUCGAGACUAUCAAAUUGAAGUGGAAUUCGAUGAGCUUGUACUAGAAAACGAGUCAACUUGCAGUUACGAUUACGUUGAAUUAAUUGCGGGUGAUGAAGAUCAGGGGCCAAAAUAUUGUGGUGACAAAAGUGACGUGCUAAAAUUGACAAGAUAUGUGACUGAAAGGUCUAAGCUUAAAAUACAUUUUGUAUCGGAUUACUCACACUCAUUCAGUGGAUUUAGAGCUCGUGUGUCAGCUGAACACGUAAAUAAUGGAUGUGACGAUGCACGGCAGCAAAUGUAUAACGGAUCUUGUUAUUUAUUUGCCAGCUACCCAGAAGUAUCAUGGCACACAGCUAAAAGUAUUUGCAACGGGAUAAAAGCUGAACUAACAAGUGUGCAUAGUGCCGAAGAAGAGCAAUUCAUCGAAUCUUUUAUACGAGAAUCAUCAGAUAGUCGAUCAGCUAUAUAUUGGUUAGGCGGUACGUGGGAUGAAAAAUACUGGUAUUGGAUUGACAAUUCGACAGAAACAUUUUCGGCUUGGCUAGCAAUAAACAAUGCAAAUACUCAAACAUCUUAUAAAGAUUUAUGUUUAGCCAUUAGUUGGCUCACUUCACCACCUGUCAACCUUCCUAGGGGCCUAUACUGGACUGCAAAUAUUUGUAACACUGUUGGAGGUUAUAUUUGCAAAAAAAAACAAUUAAAAUCAUCGGAUUAUUACAAUUUAAACAAGACAGUAUCUGGCAUUAGCGGAGUUUUGACUUCCUUAAAUUAUCCGGCGAAUUACUAUCACAAUUUGGAUUAUUGGACUCACGUAGUCGGACCAGAUCGUGCAAGAAUUGUGUUUCAGUUCGAUUCGAUAAACAUUGAACCACAAGUAGAUUGCCUUUAUGAUUACGUGUCUGUGAUGGAAAAGACAAGUCAAAAAGAAAAUGAUAGAGCUAUGACAGUGUGUGGUUACCGCGGCAACAACUUAGAAGACUACAUUUUUGUAACGGAAUCAAACGAAGCUUAUGUACACUUUCAGUCAGAUUACUCUGUGUCUAGUUUUGGGUUUCAUCUUAAAUGGAAUGUCAUUGAUAUGUCUGGAUGUCCGUCACAGACCCUCACUGCAUUUCAAGGUCAAGUUGUCAGUCCAAACUACCCAAAUUUCAUUUUACCUAAUCUCAACUGCAUAACCAUGAUACUGGCACCAGUUGGCCGACGUAUAUGGAUCGAAUUUGUUGACUAUAAUUUAGACAACUCACAAUCAGUUAAGAUAUAUUUGUCAAGAACUGCAGAUUACGUUACACCUUUCAAACAUGCAAAUUCCAUUAACGACGGUGCAUUCCUUUCAGAUGGCGAAAGUGUCAAGAUCGAAUACAAGACAAAUUCCACGCCAAGAGGAAGAGGAUUCAAAAUUGCCUAUAAAAUAAUAACCGAUUUCAAUGAAGAACGAUCAAUAUUAUUACCGAACAACUCUAUUGGUUUUAUGUAUAGACUAAACUAUCCAUUACCGAUGCAUAUUCCUAGUAUUCGUUAUAGACAAAGACUCAAGGCAUCUAUAGGAAACUUCAUACAACUUCAGUUCAAUCAUGUGGUUCCGGCGCAAAUGGAUACCACAUUAGGACGUACAAUUUGUCCGGGCCACGAUUCUGGUACUAUAAUAGAAAUCCAUGACCACUACGCUUCCCAAAACGGAACAUGGUGGCUAUUAUGUGAAAAUGUUGAUCAUCUCAAAUCAGUGCCUAUUUCAAUAUCAUCUUAUCUCAACACAAUUUCCAUUGUUACCAUAUACAAUAAAAAACAGGCCAGCAUUUUAACAUCAAUCAAUAUAUCAAUAAGUGUCAAAAAUGACCCUGAGUGGAAAAACAAACUAAUAACACUGUCUAAACGACCGGAAACGGAUCGCACGCAAAUAGAAACUUGUACACCAAACCCUUGCGUUAAUGGUGGCACGUGCGUGCUCAGUGAUGCUUCACAAAUGUACUUUUGUAAAUGCCAAGGAAAUCAUACAGGUCUAUUCUGUUCGUUGAACCACUGUGAUUUGGGACAUUGCGUUUUUGGCGAGUGCCAGUUGACUGGUAAUAAUGGGUACCAUUGUAAAUGCCAGUAUGGAUAUACGGGAAAAUUCUGCAAUGAAAAGAUCAAACCAUGUGAUCUAAAUCCAUGUAAGGACCAUGGAGAAUGCAUAGCGUUAGGAGACUUGGAAUACCAAUGUCGAUGUUACACAUAUUGGACGGGGAAUCAGUGCGAAAAGAAAAUGUUUUACAUCACGUACAAACCGCUGACAGAGCGCAUGCUACACGAACCAUUCUGGCUUGGUCUGCUAACUGUAUUCAUGGUUUUGGGAAUACUGGGCUUAAUAUGGUGUGCCAAGCGUCACGUACCCGAAAAAAUAGAAAAAAUUUUGUCUGAAGAAGCUGAACGCAGCAGACACUUUACAGUGAAUGCAUCGGGUCGGAUGUCAAGCAUGCGAAGCGAAUUGUUAGUACCAACUGUGAUGACCAAUGGAGCAACACCUUCUGAUGAAGGAAACUCACCAACUGCACAACAGCCUCAAGCUAAAACGUUCCUCAGACGAUUGGGUAUACGAAAACCUUCAUUAAUGAGUCUCACCAGUCCAUUACAAUCCGGUAGAACGGCUCGUACGUUCAGCCUGGACGACUUGCUCAGGCCACAAGUUCCGAGGUUCAGUCAACACCGAACGAAGCAAAAAAGUGCAGUUUCGUCGAGACUUCGAACUUCCAUUGCGGACAAAUCAGAAAUACUUCAACAGUUAAUAUCUCCUGGUUUAGUACGACAAGCUAGUUUUAAUGAUGAAAUAAACCUUGUAGAUAAAUUAUCUACAAAUAAUAUAGACCCUAACGAUAUAUUUUUGCCAUCAUCACAUAGAUCACAAGAAACAAGUUUCUCAAAUGAUUGUUCAUUAGAUGAGGCAAUGCAAAAAAUUGAGAAGAAAGUGACAUUUGCUCGAUUGAUGAACAAAUUUCAAUCAGAAAUGAGCUCUACCAGUUGUUCUGAAGCCGAUGCUCAAGCCAAGCGGAUGUUACGCCGACCAAAUCUCAACCAAGGCAGUGACUCUAUGUCCAGUCUGGAAUUCGCUUUGGAAAAUUGUCGAAAAUCAAAUCAAUUACUUUUAAAUGAAUAUCAACAACAAUCAGGUAAUCAAAAGGCAAUGAGUGCUGACUCAAUAUUAGCCAUGUUUCGAAAUUUAAACCAUACUAUUGCUGUUACUGAAAUGGGUAAUUAUUUAUCAGCAUCCACCACACCUAGUUGUUCCAGUCUCCAGGAUGAGAUAGUUGGAUGUAGUGAAGAUGAAUCUUCAAUAUCUAACACAGUACAUUCACCAAGCGGAGGGGGUAAAGAAUCGCCAACUCGGUACCGUUAUUCUAACAUAAUUCAAAUACCAGUGAUCGAUGUAUUGAGUUCUCAAAGAAACUGCUCAAAUAACUCGUUAAAUAGUUUACAACAUCCUCCAUCCAUUCUUUUAGAAGUGCCAAAUUAUCGAAUGGAUUGCCUAUCACCCAUCCACGAGAUGCCAACGCCGAUACCAUCACCUUCUCCUACUCCUAUUACAUCCAGAAAAUCAUCCUUCGGAUAUUUUAAAGAUCACGAUAAUCAAUUUCCAUUCAAUAAUAAUAAAUUAGAGUCAACUAUGAAACAACAGUUACAACCGAUACCUACAUUAGUUGUACAACAGCCUACUCCUAUAAAUUCACCAAGCAUGGAAUUUCCGGGGUCUCCUCCACCUCACAAGGAGAAAAAUUUAGGUCGAAAAAUGUUAAAAGACUUGGAUAAACCAAUUUCAUUAGAUUUACCUGCACCCCCGCCUGUCAUAACAGUAACGUGUAUGAGUGAUUCGGAUACUGAAUCAGUAACAACAACCAAGAAUGGUAUAGACUCAUCACAACACAGUGGGAUUGGUGUUGGUGGGAAUGGCAAUGGAAUGUGUUAUUUAAGUCCAUUUUCUAUGUGCUCACGUGCUGAUCGGAUAGCAUCAGAAUCAAAUCUGAGUUCAUCGGGUUAUAGUUCCGGACCAUCUCGGUGUAAUUCUAAUACUAGACUGUGUCCAUUAGAAUCAGAAGAGCAACAGCCAACCAGACGAUCAUCACCCCUAAUCCACGCUCCUCCAGGUAUAAGGGAAGUUGAUUCAGAAGAGACUACUUUCUCGGAAAACGAUGACGAAGGAUUUCAUACAGAGCCACCAAAUUCUAAGAAGUUACUACAUCGUGAUUCUCGAACAAGUAAAAAAACUUGUAAUAUUAUAGAUGACAGUAUAACUAAUCAAUUGACAACAAAUGAUCCACAUAUAGAAUCCUGCUCUUCAACAGUUAUUUCCGAUCCGUCUUCCUCAUCUUCUUACCGAUUUUCAUUGCCAUCCAUAACCAUUCAACAGUACCCGUCAUCUCUUCAUCUAUCAACAGAUAUCCUCGAGAAAAGCCCAGUGAGUUCUCGGAGCGAGAGUCCUUUAAGUGAUAAAACUGUAUUUAGAUUCUCAUCAAUGUUUUAUGGUCGUAAUACUGAUUCCGAUAGCAUUUACGACUUUACUAGUUCGGAUUGUACAACAAAAAAGCGUUUGGGUGGUGGAAAAAAACGAGAAAAAAAAAGAAGGAUACCGGUAACAACGUGCUGCACCCCUGAAGCUAGUCUUUUAGAUGUACCUGGUAGAAUCGAAAAAAAAAUGUACAGAACCAAACCCAACACCAGACGACGAUCAAGAUCUCAGCAGACAGUCAUACCUAGUUCUUCUUCAUCCACUGACAGCCUCAAUGAUACUAACAGAAUGAAUUAUUAUACCAGACAGAAACAAUCUUACGAGUUAAUAAAGAAAAAUGAAUCACAAGAUAGUUGGACUGUAAUUACAAAAACAAAUCAAGAUUCAGUGACGAAAAGAAAAUCAAAACCCAACGAAUCACAAAAUAAAAAGUUUCAGUUUCAAAAUAAAACUGUUAGUGAUUGUGGUUGUUAUGGCGAAUCAGACUUUGAAAAUGAGAAAAGUAUACAUGACUUUACGUCCUUGCCAUCAUUAGUCUUGCUUAAUGUCAACUCUGUUAUAUGCACAAAAAAUUCUCAGAAAAUAAAUGAAGUCAAAAAUCAAGAAAUUAAAAAAGUAACAGCUUCUGACUGACACUCAACUUAUAAAGGCGAAAAUUGUCUCAGGACUGUGAAUUAUUAAUUUUUAUCUAUAAAAAAAAUAAAAAUUAACUAAAUACCAAAGGCGCAAAUAUUGUUUUAAACUUGGGGGUGCUUAUGUUCCAAAGGAAAAAAACAUUUUUUCCUUGCUCAGCCUAAAAUAAUAUCUUCAACCUUUUUUUUAUCCAUUCAUAAAUAUAUAAUUAUGUAUAUCAUUGUGUACAUACAUUUUUUACUACUACUGUUAAAUUUUAACUAUAAUUUUUGAAACCAAAACAUAUUACUAUGUUUAAAAUGAAAUAUACUACACAGACAACAUUAUAUACUCAUAAUAUAAAAUUAUUAAACUAUGGAUAAAAUUACUGCAGUAAUUAAUUAUUUUAUUUUCAUUACAUAAUUUUAAAAGAAUGGCGAAAUCUGUUUGGGGGUCCUAAUUAGCCAAAACAAGCAAUUAUUUACGCCUAUAUGUAACCUAAAUUGAUCAAAAUUUCAUAUUAUAGACUUAUAUCAAAAAUCAUUAAAAGUAAAAAAGAUAUUUCAAAUAAAAAGGUAUUUUCGAAAAUUUAAUACAUUUAAUUAUGUUUAAAUUGUAUUUUUCAAAAAUAUCUAUGGAGGUAUUUAAGGGGUCGUAUUUUAAAAAUAAAAUGGACACAAAUGUUUUUUUUAAUGAAAGAUGAACAUUUUUUUGUAAAUAUUACUAAUGAAAAAAGUAUUAUAAACUGUAAAUUCCAAUCAUAGCUUUUUGACUUUAAAAUAAAAUUGAAAUUUGAAUAAAUUUUGUUAUUUUAUUUCAGUA
Daktulosphaira vitifoliae (grape phylloxera) is the source of this 8094-nucleotide messenger RNA. RefSeq lists its product as uncharacterized. NCBI's taxonomy places the organism in Eukaryota, Metazoa, Arthropoda, Insecta, Hemiptera, Phylloxeridae. Gene Ontology annotation, molecular function: serine-type endopeptidase activity. Bases 313 to 7293 code for a protein of 2326 amino acids. The record is from RefSeq and is a predicted model, not a curated record. The transcript is spliced from 29 exons. Gene Ontology annotation, biological process: negative regulation of inflammatory response.